AUGAUCAAGGCCUACUAUCGUUCCAAUACUGCGAGAGUCCUGGUCCGUAACAAUUUUUCCCAACCGUACGGUAUUCGGUCUGGCAUCCGACAGAGUUGUAUCCUGUCACCCAUACUGUUCAACUACGCUAUUGACUGGAUCCUCGGAAGGGCCCUACGCGACAGUGACGGCGUUGAAUUUGCAGCCGGACAUCGACUGACUGAUCUCGACUAUGCCGAUGACAUCGCCUUACUUGCUUCAAGUUUUGGUGAUCUGCAGUCUAUGGUGUCACGGGUGAACGAGGUCGCUAAAUCAGUCGGUUUGUCCAUAAACGCUGGGAAGACCAAAGUAUUCUCAAGCUGCAUCCCUGACCAGGAGAAGGCACCCCUGGGGAUUGAUGGCUGUCAACUUGAAGAAGUGGACAGUUUUAAAUACCUCGGGGCGCGGCUGCUGCCUAAUGAACAGAGUAAGGACGACAUUGUCUCCCGAAUCGAUGCUGCCCGCUGGGUUUUUUCAAGCCUUCGGAAAUGCCUGCGGAACCGACGUGACCUCUCCAUCGCCACUAAGAUUCGCGUGUACCGUACAUCUGUCCGGUCUGUCCUUCUCUACGGUUGCGAAUGCUGGGCUUUGCGCGUGGAGGAUGAGCGAAAACUGGAGGUAUUUGACCACCACUGCUUGAGGAUCAUCCUUCGAGUGAAGUUAACCGACUUCGUCUCAAAUGAGACAGUCCGCGCUCGCUGCGAUAACAUCAUAAGGAUAACUCAGGCCAUCCAAGAAAGACGACUGAGGUGGUUCGGGCAUGUUCUUCGUCGUCCACCUCAGGAGCUCAGUGUUACUGCCCUCAAUCCGGCACCGUUGCCCCAUUGGAGGCGUCAAAGAGGGGGUCAGUUCAAAACCUGGCUCGACACUGUCCGUCAAGACAUGGAGGUGGUUCUUGGACCUUCGGUAUUCGGUCUCCGUCGUUGGCGAAGGGAAUGGCUUGAGCUGUCUAGAUCUGCUGCCGCGGAUCGUCACGCGUGGAGAGGUACAAUUCGGGACAUCAUCGAGGCCGGCUAG
Molecule: messenger RNA, 1035 nt
Organism: Spirometra erinaceieuropaei
Lineage: Eukaryota; Metazoa; Platyhelminthes; Cestoda; Diphyllobothriidea; Diphyllobothriidae
Source: the annotation of a GenBank genome assembly